AUGGCGGAGAAGUCACGUCGUGUAGCGCAAACGGAAGAUUUAUCGAACGUUGAGUUCGAAACCAGCGAAGAUGUCGAGGUUAUUCCUACCUUCGACAACAUGGGUCUCCGUGACGAAUUGUUACGCGGAAUCUAUGCGUACGGUUUUGAAAAACCAUCAGCUAUUCAGCAACGAUCUAUUAAACCUAUUAUGAAAGGCAGAGAUGUUAUCGCUCAAGCUCAAUCUGGUACAGGAAAAACUGCUACCUUCUCAAUUGCGAUAUUACAGUCACUGGAUACACAAGUACGAGAAACUCAAGUUUUGGUUUUGUCUCCAACUCGAGAACUUGCCACUCAAAUCCAGAAAGUUAUCCUUGCAUUGGGAGAUUUUAUGAAUGUACAAUGUCAUGCUUGCAUUGGUGGUACAAAUCUUGGAGAAGACAUCAGAAAACUCGAUUAUGGCCAGCAUGUUGUAUCUGGUACACCUGGUAGAGUAUUCGAUAUGAUUAAAAGGCGAGUACUCAGAACCAGAGCUAUCAAAAUGCUGGUACUUGACGAAUCUGAUGAAAUGUUAAACAAAGGUUUCAAGGAACAAAUAUAUGAUGUGUAUCGAUAUCUCCCACCAGCAACACAAGUUGUUUUGGUUUCGGCCACUUUACCGCAUGAAAUUCUUGAAAUGACUAGCAAAUUUAUGACAGAUCCUAUCCGUAUCCUUGUCAAACGUGAUGAAUUGACAUUGGAAGGAAUCAAGCAAUUCUUCGUUGCUGUGGAACGAGAAGAGUGGAAAUUUGACACGCUCUGUGAUUUAUACGACACGUUAACAAUAACACAAGCGGUUAUCUUUUGUAAUACUAAACGUAAAGUAGACUGGUUGACGGAAAAAAUGCGAGAAGCUAAUUUUACGGUAUGCUCCAUGCAUGGAGAUAUGCCACAGAAAGAACGAGAUAACAUAAUGAAAGAGUUUCGAUCUGGUCAGAGCCGUGUGUUAAUUACAACCGAUGUAUGGGCAAGAGGAAUCGAUGUUCAGCAGGUGUCACUCGUAAUUAACUAUGAUUUGCCUAACAAUCGUGAAUUGUAUAUUCAUAGAAUAGGUCGAUCAGGACGUUUUGGACGCAAAGGUGUGUCUAUAAACUUUGUAAAAACUGAUGACAUCAGAAUUCUUCGAGAUAUCGAACAAUAUUAUUCUACACAAAUAGACGAAAUGCCGAUGAAUGUGGCUGAUCUAAUAUAAAAUACGAGAUUUAUGCGAAAAUUAAACAUUU
Molecule: messenger RNA, 1240 nt
Organism: Trachymyrmex cornetzi
Lineage: Eukaryota; Metazoa; Arthropoda; Insecta; Hymenoptera; Formicidae
Product: eukaryotic initiation factor 4A-III
Exons: 5
Coding region: 1-1209 (402 amino acids)
Molecular function (GO): RNA helicase activity; nucleic acid binding; ATP binding
Source: RefSeq, a predicted model, not a curated record